AUGCCCACCUGCAGCAGCUGCCAACACAUGUUCACCAAGAAUGGUUACUCUCAACACCUAGCCCAAUCAAAGAAUCCCAAAUGUGUCACCAUAUAUGAGCAGAUGCAAAACUACGUACCUUCAGGACAAAAUCAACAUGAGUCAAGCCCUCCGAGUCUAAUGGCAGCAGAGGAACAACAUAGCUCUGAAGCUGUCUAUGAGCAUAACUCACAGAAUAUCUGUUUGGACAAAAACCCACCUGUUAAUGUUUUUGAUGGCAACUAUUUUAACACACAAGCUGGCGAUUUGGAAUGGCCUGAGGAAACUAACAAUGAUGAUUUGGAGUUAGAGGAAGAGGAUAUAGAGGCUGAAGGAGCAGUGGCUGAGCAAGAAAGAGACUGGGAGCCUCCUGUCAUAGAGCAUCUCAUUGAAGAUAACCUGGACACACCUUCAACUGAUGAAGCUGACCAAAAUCAUGUUCACUACUCAGACUCAGAAGAUCCAGAAAGCGCAUACCAUUGCUAUCAUCAGCAGUUGAAUGAUAAUGCUGCUGAUCCUGGAGAUAGUGGGAUUUGGGCACCUGUCACAUCACAAUUUGACUACAAGGUUGUGCACUGGGAAAAAAUGUGGGGACCUGGGUCUACAUCAUUCUCCAAUCUCAAAUACUCACUGCAGGCACUUUACAGAGACCCAGAAUUGCAUUACCUCAUAUUUGUCCCAGAAAGACACUAUACUGAUCAGGACGAGACACAAAGGCUGUACCAUGAUCUUCACACAGGGACGUGGUGGUGGAAGAUGCAGACACAGCUUAAGAAAGAGAAGCCCAGCGCCACAGUUAUACCAAUCUUGUUGUCAUCAGACAAAACCCAAGUGACAAUGUUUCAAAAUAAGCUGCCUACCCAAUAUACAUGA
Messenger RNA from Suillus paluster, 891 nucleotides. RefSeq lists its product as uncharacterized. The coding region runs from base 1 to 891 and encodes 296 amino acids. The transcript has 4 exons. The record is from RefSeq and is a predicted model, not a curated record. Lineage: Eukaryota; Fungi; Basidiomycota; Agaricomycetes; Boletales; Suillaceae.